AUGUCACAAGGCAAAGGUGCCUUUGACACCUAUGAGAAAUGUGAUUUCGCCGAGAAGAUGGAGUUGGAGGAGCGAGAGCGGAGGAAAGCGCCUAAAGGAGCCUUGUCUCCGGAGAGAGCCAUCGCGCUGCUGUACGUGCUUCUGGCCCUCACCUUUGUGCUCUUCAUGGCUCUCACCAUUGUGAAUCUCCGGAGAGUAUCCGCGGCAUGGGAGGCGUUGGAACAAGCCCAGAUGCGGAGCGAGAACAGCCACACGACGGCGUGGCACAACCUCUCAGAGGUCCAGCGCACCCUCGAUAAACAGCUCUCUGGCGAGCUCAAGACGAUUCACGGCCGACUUCUGAACGUGUCGCAAGAAGUGGGGAAUGUGCGGUGGAAGAUGAGACGGUGCGAAGCGGAGUGCAGGAAUGAGCUGUCGGAUCGCCUCCGCGUCCUGGAGGAGAGGGACACGCUGGAGCUGGUGCUGCAGCAGCUGGCGGAGGUGAAGCAGGAGCAGAGCCAAAUUCUCUGCACGAAGUGUCCCGCCGGCUGGCAGCAGUUCGCCAAAACCUGCUAUUUCUUCUCCACCACCAAGCAACCCUGGCUGGCUGCUAAACAAUCCUGCAACGACUUCAACGCCCAUCUGGCCGUAGUCGACACUGAGCAGGAAAACAAAUUUCUGGCAAAUCACAUCAUGAAGGAUCGGGUGUUCUGGCUGGGCCUGACCGACAUGGACAGUGAAAGCAACUGGCAGUGGGUGAAUGGCCGCUCCCUCUCUCUCUCGUACGUUUUUAGCCUCAUUGGAGGGUUCUGGAACAGCGGUGAACCCAACAACGCGGGCCAGCAGGGCGAGGACUGCGCCACCAUCUACUCCAGCGGCCUCUGGAACGACGUCCUCUGUUCCAGCGCCGAGGCCUGGAUCUGCGAGCGCAGCUGCUGA
This is a messenger RNA of Pygoscelis adeliae (Adelie penguin), 918 nucleotides long. RefSeq names its product low affinity immunoglobulin epsilon Fc receptor-like. Lineage: Eukaryota; Metazoa; Chordata; Aves; Sphenisciformes; Spheniscidae. The record is from RefSeq and is a predicted model, not a curated record. The coding region runs from base 1 to 918 and encodes 305 amino acids. The transcript has 9 exons.